CCGCCAUCAACAACACCUCACAAGCUCGUUCUGAUACGCUUCUCAGAGAACGAAGAAAGACAAAGUGUGUUUAAUUUGUGAAGACUGAUACAAUGGACGAGACACUCAUUGCCACUAUCAACAAAUUGCAGGAUGCCCUAGCUCCAUUGGGUGGAGGCUCUUCCUCACCGGUUGACUUGCCACAGAUCACGGUUGUUGGGUCGCAAUCCUCUGGUAAGUCUUCUGUCUUGGAGAACAUUGUUGGACGUGACUUCUUACCACGUGGUACCGGUAUUGUGACCAGAAGACCUUUGAUCUUGCAGCUUGUUAACCGUAGACCUUCUAAGGACUCCAAGAAGGACACCAAGGAUCUCUUGAACUUGGAAUCUGGAUCCAACGGGAACGGGGGCCAGUCUGAGGACAACGAGGAUGAAUGGGGUGAAUUUUUGCACCUUCCAGGUAAGAAAUUCUUCAACUUUGACGAGAUUAGACAAGAAAUUGUGAACGAAACCGAGGCCAAAACGGGUAAGAACGCCGGUAUCUCUCCAGUUCCAAUCAAUUUGAGAAUCUACUCUCCACACGUCUUGACUUUGACACUUGUGGACUUGCCAGGUUUAACAAAAGUCCCAGUUGGUGAUCAACCAAAAGACAUUGAGAAGCAGAUUAAGGAUAUGAUCCUCAAAUUUAUCUCAAAGCCAAACGCAAUCAUCCUCUCCGUUAACGCCGCCAACACGGAUUUGGCUAAUAGUGACGGUCUUAAGCUUGCUCGUGAAGUGGACCCUGAAGGUUCCAGAACCAUCGGUGUGUUGACAAAGGUUGACUUGAUGGACCAAGGUACCGAUGUCAUUGAAAUUUUGGCUGGGCGUGUGAUCCCAUUGAGAUAUGGUUACGUUCCAGUUAUAAAUAGAGGUCAAAAGGACAUCGAACAGAAGAAGACCAUCAGAGCAGCUUUACUAGAUGAAAAGAAAUUCUUUGAGAAUCACCCUUCGUACAGCUCAAAAGCUCACUAUUGUGGUACUCCAUACUUGGCUAAGAAGUUGAACUCUAUCUUGUUGCACCACAUCAAGCAGACUUUACCAGAGAUCAAGUUAAGAAUUGAAACCGCAUUGAAGAAGUACCAAUCUGAACUCGCAUCAUUGGGCCCAGAGACUAUGGAUUCACCAAGCUCUAUCGUAUUGUCCAUCAUCACUGAUUUCUGUAAUGAUUACAACGGUAUCUUGGAUGGUGAAGCUAAGGAAUUGUCAAGUUUAGAAUUGAGUGGUGGUGCCAGAAUUUCCUUUGUCUUCCACGAAAUUUACAAGAACGGUGUCAAUGCAUUAGACCCAUUUGACCAGAUCAAGGACUCUGAUAUUAGAACGAUCAUGUACAACUCCUCGGGUGCUGCUCCUUCACUUUUCGUCGGUACACAGGCUUUUGAAGUCUUGGUCAAGCAACAGAUCCAUAGAUUUGAGGAUCCAUCCAUACGUUGUAUCAAUUUGAUCUUUGACGAGUUGGUUCGUAUCUUGACACAAAUCUUGCAAAAUCCAAAAUAUUCAAGAUACCCACAGUUGAAAGAGGCUCUCUCAAACUCCUUUAUCGAGUUCCUGAGACAGGCAUUGAUCCCAACCCAAGAAUUUGUCACUGAUAUUAUCCAAUCUGAGGAAACAUACAUCAAUACAGCUCAUCCAGAUCUCUUGAAGGGCUCCCAAGCCAUGGCUAUGGUGCAGGAGAAACUUCACCCAAAGCAAGUUCAAGUUGAUCCAAAGACAGGUAAACCAAUUGCUUCUCAUUCACCGGCCCCAUCUAUUACUGAAGAUGAUAAGAGUCAAGGAUUCUUUGGUGGCUUCUUUUCAUCAAAGAACAAGAAGCGCUUGGCUGCUAUGGAAGCUCCUCCUCCGGUUCUCAAAGCUGUUGGUGCCAUGUCUGAUCGUGAGACUAUGGAAACUGAAGUUAUCAAGCUCUUGAUUCAAAGUUACUUCUCCAUUGUAAAGCGCACAGUUGCUGAUAUUAUUCCAAAGGCUAUUAUGUUGAAGUUGAUCAUCAAGUCCAGAAAUGAUAUUCAAAAGAUCUUGUUGGAGAAAUUAUAUAGUUCUAGCGACAUGAGCGACUUGGUUAAGGAAAACGAGCUCACCAAACAGAGAAGACAAGAAUGCUUGAAGAUGGUUGAUGUUUUGAGACAUGCAAACGAGAUCGUCUCGAGUGUUUAGCUGUGAGGCUUAUUAUUGUUCUUUAUCGAGGUAUCUUUUUUUUUCUCUUCAGAUUUGUAAAUUCUAGACUUUAUGUUAUAUCAUGCUGAUUAUAAGCAAAUGUUA
This is a messenger RNA of Williopsis jadinii, 2270 nucleotides long. It is a transcript of the gene VPS1, whose product is annotated as dynamin-like GTPase VPS1. The record is from RefSeq and is a predicted model, not a curated record. Gene Ontology annotation, biological process: peroxisome organization. Gene Ontology annotation, molecular function: GTP binding; GTPase activity; microtubule binding. Gene Ontology annotation, cellular component: cytoplasm; microtubule; peroxisome. Lineage: Eukaryota; Fungi; Ascomycota; Saccharomycetes; Phaffomycetales; Wickerhamomycetaceae. Bases 93 to 2165 code for a protein of 690 amino acids. The transcript has a single exon.